UGCAGCAGUAUUGAUUCCAUGGUGCAGCCUCAGGCUUUCAGACAUGAAAUUGCUGGUCUGUUAAAUGCAAUUCUUGGAACUGUAGUGGAAUAUUGGAUCAUCUCGGGUUUGUUUAAGGACAGAAAUGUGUUUCAUCAAAUAGCUGAUGAUUUGGCACACUACCUUGCCAUUUCAUGUGAUGAUUUUUCAACCUGUGAAUUAAAUAUUUUCAUUUGUUCCAUACCAUCCCUCUGGCUUCAGAUGUUUGUUGCAGAAGCAGUCUUUAAAAAAAUGUGUUUACAGAGGAAUGUAACUAUUUCUGCAGAACCUCUUUCUCUUCAGAAAAUAGUCGGUCCCUACUCGCUGGCUUUGGGAGAGGCAGGGAUGCACAAGGUGAGGAGGAUAGACAGAGCACAGAGUAAGAAAAGGAAAAGAGGGCAGUGGCUGUGCCCCGGGUCUCAGAGGGUGUUACAGAUGCUAAAUGGUGAUAAGCAGAGCCAAGUCAAAGUGCUGCCUGAUCCACCUCAGUUAAUCUUAAAUAAGUGCCCUCCAUUGACAGAGAAGCUUAAAGUAAAAGCAGAAGUUGGGGCUGCAUACACCAAAGAGAAUUGCUGCCUUUUGCCUUACGAGGUAGAUCUUUGCAAGAGAAAUGUUAAAGGAGAGACAGCCCUGCAUAGAGCUUGCAGAAAUAACAAAGUGGAGAGAUUGAUUCAGCUUCUCUCUUCCCCUCGAACAGACAUUAACACUAAAGACUAUGCUGGCUGGACGCCGUUGCAUGAAGCCUGUAACCAUGGCAGCACAGUGUGUGUCCGUGAGAUUUUGCAGCGUUGUCCAGAGGUAGACCUGCUCAGUGAAGUGGACGGGGUGACUCCUUUGCAUGAUGCACUGUCAAAUGGACACACAGAGAUUGGCAAGCUGCUCCUUCAGCACGGGGGACCAGCCCUUCUACAGCAGAGGGACUCCAGUGGAAAACUGCCACUGGAUUAUGUUGAGUCCAAAGCAGUAAAGCAAGAACUUUUGAGUAUUGUUCACCCGGAAGAGAACAUUCAAAGAUUUUGUGAACGCACAGAGGAAGACUUUUGCAGUCAGCAGAGAGAACUGUGGCUGAUUUUGUAUAGUAAGAUGCUGCUGAAUUUUUGUUCACUCUUUAAUCUGUCUUCACCGUUUACUUCAACUCUCAGGGAGGUAGCUCCUUCCAGUGUGCUUCCAGAAGUGGCUCAUGAUAACUGUAAGAUGAAAAAUGUAUAUUCUGCAGAUUGGUUAGUAGAUAUAUAUUUUAGAGAGCUAGAAACUUUUCAGAAGCUACCACAGUUUCUUGAAGAAAUAUCUGCAAACAUAGCUUUUUUCCCUGGAGAACAGAUGAAGGCUUUAUUAGCAACUCUGAAAACGAUGAUAGAGACUCCUGAGGUUUUAACUUAA
Molecule: messenger RNA, 1398 nt
Organism: Merops nubicus (carmine bee-eater)
Lineage: Eukaryota; Metazoa; Chordata; Aves; Coraciiformes; Meropidae
Gene: SLF1
Product: ankyrin repeat domain 32
Exons: 8
Biological process (GO): positive regulation of double-strand break repair
Molecular function (GO): protein binding
Source: RefSeq, a predicted model, not a curated record